AUGAAACAGAGAGUAAUAUUGAAAGAAGACUAUGACAUUUUUCACUUUGCAAAUCUCUCAGAGAACCUGAGGGUUAAGAUGAAGAUAGGAAAUUUCAGCCCACAUUUUCCUCAUGGUCGACAAUUGAACUUAUAUGCCGUCAUGAUUGAGUUGGCCACAGGAAGUAGAAAGAUGCCAUCCUCUGUGUGCAGUGCAGAUUGUGGUCCUGGAUUCAGAAGAUUGUGGAAGGAGGGAAUGGCAGCCUGCUGUUUUGUUUGCAACCCCUGCCUUGAAAAUGAAAUUUCUAAUGAGACAAAUAUGGAUCAGUGUAUGACUUGUCCAGAAUACCAGUAUGCCAAUACAGAACACAACGCAUGCAUUCAGAAAGUUGUGAUAUUUCUAAUCUAUGGAGACCCCUUUGGGAUGGCUCUUGCCUUAAUAGCCUUCUAUUUCUCUGCAUUCACAGCUGUG
This is a messenger RNA of Mus pahari (shrew mouse), 450 nucleotides long. Its product is annotated as vomeronasal type-2 receptor 116-like. Gene Ontology annotation, cellular component: membrane. Gene Ontology annotation, biological process: G protein-coupled receptor signaling pathway. The record is from RefSeq and is a predicted model, not a curated record. Gene Ontology annotation, molecular function: G protein-coupled receptor activity. The annotation marks the transcript as partial. Lineage: Eukaryota; Metazoa; Chordata; Mammalia; Rodentia; Muridae. The transcript has 3 exons.